Messenger RNA from Saimiri boliviensis boliviensis (Bolivian squirrel monkey), 1749 nucleotides. It is a transcript of the gene DEPDC7, whose product is annotated as DEP domain containing 7. Gene Ontology annotation, biological process: intracellular signal transduction. The record is from RefSeq and is a predicted model, not a curated record. NCBI's taxonomy places the organism in Eukaryota, Metazoa, Chordata, Mammalia, Primates, Cebidae.
GGGAGCCCCGCCCCGCCCAGUUAACAGGCGGCCGCGGCGCUGGCGCUCAGUGCGCGGUGAAGCUGUCGGACGGGUUGGCGUCCGGCGAGCGAGGCCAUGGCCACGGUGCGGGAGAAGGCUGCCGCGCUGAACCUCUCUGCUCUCCACGGCCCCGCGCACAGGCCUGCCGGUUUCAGUGUAGCUCAGAAGCCAUUUGGAGCCACAUAUGUAUGGAGCAGCAUCAUAAAUACUCUUCAAACACAAGUGGAAGUGAAAAAACGAAGGCACCGUUUAAAACGACACAAUGACUGCUUUGUUGGUUCGGAAGCUGUGGAUGUCAUUUUUUCUCACCUACUUCAGAAUAAGUAUUUUGGUGAUGUGGAUAUUCCUCGGGCCAAAGUGGUUAGAGUGUGUCAGGCGCUUAUGGACUACAAAGUAUUUGAAGCAGUUCCAACCAAAGUCUUUGGAAAAGACAAAAAACCUACAUUUGAAGAUAGUAGUUCCAGCCUUUAUAGAUUCACAACAAUACCUAACCAAGACAGUGAGUCAGGCAAAGAGAACAAACUGUAUUCACCUUCCAGGUAUGCAGAUGCAUUAUUUAAGUCAUCCGAUAUCAAAUCAGCCAGUUUAGAGGAACUAUGGGAAAAUCUGAGUUUAAAGCCUGCCAACUCCCCUCAUGUAAAUAUCUUUGCAACCUUAUCUCCACAAGUUAUUAAUGAAGUAUGGCAAGAAGAAACAAUUGGGCGUCUACUACAACUUGUAGACCUUCCACUUCUUGACUCCUUACUCAAACAGCAAGAGGUUGUUCCUAAAGUUCCUCAACCUAAGAGGCAGUCCGACGUGGUCAACAGCAGUAACUAUCUGGAUCGAGGGAUUCUCAAGGCUUAUAGUGACUCUCAGGAAGAUGAGUGGCUCUCUGCAGCAAUUGACUGUUUGGAAUACCUUCCGGACCAGAUGGUGGUAGAAAUAAGCAGAAGCUUUCCUGAGCAACCAGACCGAACAGACUUAGUGAAAGAACUUCUGUUUGAUGCCAUUGGCAGAUACUACAGUAGUAGGAAACCUCUGUUGAAUCAUUUAUGUGAUGUUCAUAAUGGAAUUGCAGAACUCUUAGUGAAUGGGAAGACAGAAAUAGCUUUAGAAGCUACUCAGCUCCUUCUAAAGCUUUUGGAUUUCCAAAAUAGAGAAGAAUUUAGAAGACUACUAUAUUUCAUGGCUGUUGCAGCACAUCCUUCUGAGUUUAAAUUACAAAAAGAAAGUGACAACCGAAUGGUUGUGAAAAGGAUAUUCUCGAAAGCUAUUGUUGACAAUAAAAAUUUAUCCAAAGGCAAAACAGAUCUUCUGGUACUCUUUUUAAUGGAUCAUCAAAAAGAUGUUUUUAAGAUUCCUGGAACUCUACAUAAAAUUGUAAGUGUUAAGCUUAUGGCCAUACAGAACGGAAGAGAUCCAAAUAGAGAUGCAGGAUAUAUUUACUGCCAGAGAAUUGAUCAACGUGACUAUUCCAGCAAUACACAGAAGACAACCAAAGAUGAGCUGUUGAAUUUACUAAAAACUAUUGAUGAGGAUUCAAAACUUCCUGCCAAAGAGAAGAAAAAAUUGCUAGGUCAAUUCUAUAAGUGUCACCCAGACAUCUUUAUUGAGUAUUUUGGAAACUAAGUUUUUAAUGUCUGUAUGUAAGUUGUGUAUUUUAAGAAUAAAUUAUGUAUCCUAAAUAUCCAAUCACAUUUGUAAGCUUGGAAGCUCUAAACUCUACUUAAUAAAAUUUUUUUUAUA